AUGGCAGCAGGAGUAGCAGCAUGGCUGCCCUUUGCCAGGGCAGCCGCCAUAGGAUGGAUGCCAGUGGCCAACUGUCCUAUGCCACUGGCUCCAACGGAGAAAAACAAGAGGCAGGAUGAGCUGAUCAUUCUCAAUGUGAGUGGCAGGCGUUUCCAGACCUGGAGGACUACACUGGAGAGAUACCCGGACACUCUCCUGGGUAGCACCGAGAAGGAGUUCUUCUUCAAUGAAGACACUAAGGAGUACUUCUUUGACCGGGACCCUGAGGUCUUUAGGUGCAUCUUGAAUUUUUAUAGAACUGGCAAGCUGCACUACCCCAGGUACGAGUGCAUCUCUGCUUACGAUGAAGAGCUUGCCUUCUAUGGGAUCCUCCCUGAAAUCAUUGGGGACUGCUGCUACGAAGAGUACAAAGACAGAAAGAGGGAGAACGCAGAGCGGCUGAUGGAUGACAAUGACUCUGAAAACAACCAAGAAGGGUCCAUGCCAUCCCUGAGCUUCCGGCAGACCAUGUGGCGAGCCUUUGAGAACCCCCACACCAGCACCUUAGCCUUAGUCUUUUACUAUGUCACCGGUUUCUUUAUUGCUGUCUCUGUAAUCACUAAUGUCGUGGAAACUGUCCCUUGCGGCACGGUGCCUGGAAACAAGGAGCUUCCAUGUGGGGAAAGAUAUGCUGUGGCUUUCUUUUGCUUGGACACAGCUUGUGUGAUGAUUUUCACAGUUGAGUAUCUGUUGAGACUCUUUGCGGCCCCAAGUCGCUACAGAUUCAUCAGAAGUGUGAUGAGCAUCAUUGACGUGGUGGCCAUCAUGCCGUACUACAUUGGCUUGGUGAUGACCAACAACGAGGAUGUCAGUGGAGCCUUUGUGACAUUAAGGGUUUUCAGGGUUUUCAGGAUUUUCAAGUUCUCUCGCCAUUCCCAAGGCUUAAGAAUCUUGGGCUACACUUUGAAGAGCUGUGCCUCCGAGCUUGGCUUUCUCCUCUUUUCCCUCACUAUGGCAAUCAUCAUCUUUGCAACUGUGAUGUUUUAUGCAGAGAAAGGGUCCUCAGCAAGCAAAUUCACCAGUAUUCCUGCUUCCUUUUGGUACACUAUUGUAACCAUGACAACACUGGGUUAUGGUGACAUGGUGCCCAAGACAAUUGCUGGGAAGAUAUUUGGCUCCAUUUGCUCGCUGAGUGGGGUGCUGGUCAUUGCUCUGCCGGUUCCAGUCAUUGUUUCCAACUUCAGCCGAAUUUACCACCAGAACCAGAGAGCCGACAAGCGGAGAGCACAGAAGAAAGCCCGGCUUGCGAGGAUUCGAGUGGCCAAGACGGGCAGCUCCAAUGCCUACCUUCACAGCAAGCGCAACGGCCUGCUCAAUGAAGCCCUUGAGCUGACGGGAUCCACUGAAGAUGAGCAGCACACGACUAAAGGCACCUCCUUAAUUGAAAGCCAACAUCACCACCUGCUGCACUGCCUGGAAAAAACAACCGGAUUGUCCUAUCUUGUGGAUGAUCCCCUGUUAUCUGUACGAACUUCCACCAUCAAGAACCACGAGUUCAUAGACGAGCAACUGUUCGAGCAGAACUGCAUGGAGAGCUCAAUGCAGAACUAUCCUUCCUCUCGGAGCCCCUCCUUGUCAAGUCACCACGGCCUGACCACCUCCUGCUGCUCUCGCCGUAACAAGAAGACCACUCACCUUCCCAACUCCAGUGUGCCGGCCACCCGCCUGCGGAGCAUGCAGGAGCUCAGCACCAUCCACAUCCAGUGCAGCGAGCAGCCCUCCCUUACAACAAGUCGUUCCAGUCUCAACAUGAAAUCAGAUGAUGGGCUGAGACCGAACUGCAAAACUGCCCAGAUAACAACAGCCAUCAUCAGCAUCCCCACGCCGCCGGCACUCACGCCAGAAGGUGAGAGCAGACCUCCACCCAGCAGUCCUGGCCACGCCACGAACAUUCCCACCACCACCACAAGCAACAUAGUCAAGGUCUCUGCCUUGUAAGACGUCUCAUGCACAGAAGGAGGCUGGAAGACCAGUGCCCCUCUCCCUCCACACCUCCAUGUUCCUUUCUUGCUGCAAAUUGUGCCUGGAUGGACCAACCUGACAUUUUGUCAUCAAAUUAGCAAUGGAGACCUAACGAGGCAGCUUUCUCCAGACUCGUGUCAUGCUGUGGACUGAGGAAGGAUUAGGAAAGGGAGGAAGAGGCUGGUUAAAGGAAAAACCUGCACUGAGAGCAGGUUGUGCCAUGGUACAGGGCAAAAAUCACCUGCAGAGACUGGAGGGAAAAAAAUCAUCAUGGCAACAAGAGAGUCAAUAAAGAAAAUGGGAAUAUAACACUGUGUAUCGCAGCACCUUUUUAAAGGUUUUUAAUGGAUAAUAUUUAUUCAUGAGGAAAUGA
Melopsittacus undulatus (budgerigar) is the source of this 2374-nucleotide messenger RNA. It is a transcript of the gene KCND3, whose product is annotated as potassium voltage-gated channel subfamily D member 3. The transcript is spliced from 7 exons. Lineage: Eukaryota; Metazoa; Chordata; Aves; Psittaciformes; Psittaculidae. Gene Ontology annotation, molecular function: A-type (transient outward) potassium channel activity; protein binding. Gene Ontology annotation, cellular component: voltage-gated potassium channel complex; postsynaptic membrane; dendritic spine. The record is from RefSeq and is a predicted model, not a curated record. Gene Ontology annotation, biological process: protein homooligomerization; potassium ion export across plasma membrane. Bases 1 to 1977 code for a protein of 658 amino acids.